Trichoderma aggressivum f. europaeum is the source of this 1824-nucleotide messenger RNA. RefSeq lists its product as uncharacterized. Gene Ontology annotation, cellular component: nucleus. Lineage: Eukaryota; Fungi; Ascomycota; Sordariomycetes; Hypocreales; Hypocreaceae. The coding region runs from base 1 to 1824 and encodes 607 amino acids. The record is from RefSeq and is a predicted model, not a curated record. Gene Ontology annotation, molecular function: protein binding. The transcript has 4 exons.
AUGUCCAUGUAUUCCCAUCGCGGCAUGGGCGCUGUGCCCCCCGGCAACGCUCGUCUCAACGAGCUGCUGGAGCAAAUCAGGGCCGAAUUCGAUAGCCAGCAGCGUCAGAGUGAAAACUUUGAGCAUCAGAUCUCCGCGCAGGUCAGCGAAAUGCAGCUGGUGCGAGAAAAGGUCUAUGCCAUGGAGCAAACCCACAUGACGCUCAAGCAAAAGUAUGAGGAAGAAAUCAACGCGCUGCGACAUCAGCUCGAAAUUGCUCGCAAGGGAGCUCCGCAGUCUGGCCUCCAGGGACAUCCUCAGCACGCCGGGCCCUCUCAGCAGCCUCCCUCGAUUGCGCCCGGAAAUGGCCUCUUCAGCGGCAUCAUGGCCGGCAGCAACCCGGGAGGCCUUGCUCCGCCCCAGCCUCAGGCUCCUCCCCAGGAGCAGCAAAUGGGCCCUCACCAUCACCAGAUGGCUCAAGGCCCUCCAGGACUGCCCGUCGCUCCUCCUCACCCUAGCGCACAGCAGCAGCAGCAGCAACAGCAACAACAGCAGCCUCAGCAGCAGCCGCCGUACCAGGCCUACCCCCCCAACACCAUGCCUCAGCCUCCGCCGAGCACGGCCUCGCCUGGUCCGGGCCGGCGAGCCAUGGCCCGUCCUCCGGGUGCCGUCGGGCCUGCUACCCCCCAGAUCAACACCCCCGUGCCGUAUCCCGGCAAUGCUCAGUCCCCGCAAGUGAGCCACCCGACCCCCGACCACGCUCGCAUGAACCCCCGAGCCCCUCCCCCUCCCAUCAGCAAUGCUCUGGGCGAUCUCGAGGUCGACGCUGUCGCUCCCCACAACAAGAAGACAGGUAACGACUGGUAUGCCAUUUUCAACCCGCAGGUCCAGCGCGUCUUGGACGUUGACCUGGUCCACUCUCUGACCCACGAGAGCGUCGUGUGCUGCGUCCGCUUCAGCCACGACGGCAAGUACGUCGCCACUGGCUGCAACAAGUCGGCCCAGAUCUUCGACGUCCAGACGGGCGAAAAGGUGUGCGUCUUGGAGGACCACAGCGCCACCGACAUGGCCGCCGAUCUCUACAUUCGAAGCGUCUGCUUCAGCCCCGAUGGCCGCUACCUGGCCACUGGUGCCGAGGACAAGUUGAUCCGGGUGUGGGAUAUCGCCACCCGAACCAUUCGCAACCACUUCUCGGGCCACGAGCAAGACAUCUACUCGCUCGACUUUGCGCGUGAUGGCCGCACCAUCGCGUCGGGUAGUGGCGACCGAACCGUCCGUCUGUGGGACAUUGAGCAGGGCACCAACACCCUUACUCUGACGAUUGAGGAUGGCGUUACCACCGUUGCCAUUUCGCCUGAUACGCAAUUUGUUGCCGCCGGCUCCUUGGAUAAGAGCGUUCGAGUCUGGGACAUUAUGACUGGCUUCUUGGUCGAGCGACUGGAAGGACCCGAUGGGCACAAAGACUCCGUCUAUUCAGUAGCCUUUUCGCCCAACGGCAAGGAUCUGGUCAGCGGCAGUCUGGACCGGACGAUUAAAAUGUGGGAGCUCAGCUCCCCCCGUGGCCCUCCCAGCUCUGGUACUAAGGGUGGCAAGUGCGUCAAGACGUUUGAGGGUCACCGAGACUUUGUCCUGUCUGUUGCGCUGACCCCCGACGCCAACUGGGUCUUGUCCGGCUCCAAGGACCGCGGCGUCCAGUUUUGGGAUCCCCGAACGGGAACGACCCAGCUCAUGCUUCAGGGACACAAGAACUCGGUCAUUUCCGUCGCGCCAAGCCCGCAGGGAGGCUACUUUGCAACCGGGUCAGGCGACAUGAAGGCUCGCAUCUGGUCCUACCGCCCAUACUAG